Cyclopterus lumpus (lumpfish) is the source of this 1353-nucleotide messenger RNA. RefSeq names its product pleckstrin (gene plek). The transcript has 9 exons. Lineage: Eukaryota; Metazoa; Chordata; Actinopteri; Perciformes; Cyclopteridae. Bases 92 to 1147 code for a protein of 351 amino acids. Gene Ontology annotation, biological process: intracellular signal transduction; actin cytoskeleton organization. Gene Ontology annotation, cellular component: plasma membrane. The record is from RefSeq and is a predicted model, not a curated record.
GAGAGAGAGAGAGAGAGAGAGACACAGAGAGUAGGUGGAUUGAGUGAGAAACGUUUUUGUCAGUCACUGACAAAAGUUGCAAGUAAAGAUCAUGCAGCCACAACAGAUCAGAGAGGGAUACUUGGUGAAAAAGGGCACGGUGCUGAACUCCUGGAAGGCAUUGUGGACAGUGCUGUCAGAAGAUGGGGUGGAGUUCUAUAAAAAGAAAACAGACCGUUCUCCCAAAGGAAUGAUCCCUCUAAAAGGAGCCACGUUCACCAGUCCUUGCCAGGAUUUCAGCAAGAGGACACUGGUUUUCAAGAUUACCACAGACAGGAAGCAGGAUCACUUCUUCCAGGCCUCACAUGUGGAGGAGAGAGAGUUUUGGGUCAAGGACAUCAAGAGAGCGAUUACCUGCCUCGAGGGGGGGAAAAGGUUUGCCAGGAAGUCCACAAGACGCUCCAUUCGCCUGCCUGACAAAAUCAACCUGACAGAACUGUACACACUGAUGAAAGACCAAGACGAUGGAGUAAAAGAGUUAAAACUGGAGCAGGAGAACCGAGUCUUCAACCACUGCUUCACUGGUGCAACGGCUGUAGAGUGGCUGAUUUCAAAGGAGAAAGCUAGAAACAGGCCUGAGGCCCUCAUGUUAGCAACAGGGCUCCUGAAUGAGGGCUUUCUCCAGCCUGCGGGAGACCUGUCAAAGGAGGGAGCAGAGAGUGGAGAGCACACCGCCUUCUUAGAUGAGACAAUUGCUCUUUAUUACUUUGCAGACAGUGGGUUCUUCUGCGAAGGCUACUCCAGUGAUGAAGAUGUGCUUCUGAAGGAAGAAUUCAGAGGAAACAUCUUAAAACAGGGCUGUUUACUGAAACAGGGGCAUAAGAGAAAAAACUGGAAGGUGCGAAAGUUUGUUCUGAGAGACGACCCUGCUUUUAUGCAUUACUAUGAUCCGACAAAGGGUGACGAUCCUCUGGGCUCGAUCCAUCUCCGUGGGUCUGUAGUUACAGCUGUGGAGUAUGUGCCCGAUGCCAAAAAGUACGACAUUGACGGCAACCUCUUUGAGAUCAUCACCUCAGAUGAGACUCAUUACUUCCUCCAAGCUGCUACAGCGGAAGAAAGGAAGGAGUGGAUCAAUGCAAUACAGGCAGUGUCGAAAAGUGGAAAAUAACAGGAGCAGUGAGGCAGAGACGGUUAAACCUAUUGAUUGUAAAAUGCCACGUUUGAAAUGUCUCAGUGUCUCAAUGUGUCAGCUGAAUUGGUGCUGUGUCAUUAGAGUAACCGGCACAGUAAGGUGCACUCCUCUGUACACUAUCAAAUGUAUGUUAUGAUGUUUUUGUGCACGUAUAAAAAUAAAUAAAGGUUAAAGCGGUUAAA